This is a messenger RNA of Rotaria sp. Silwood2, 1071 nucleotides long. NCBI's taxonomy places the organism in Eukaryota, Metazoa, Rotifera, Eurotatoria, Philodinida, Philodinidae. The record is from the annotation of a GenBank genome assembly.
UUGGUACUUCUUCGUAUUUCUCGAUACUUCUCUGUAUUUCUCAGUACUUCAGAAGUACAAAAGUCUACUUUUUCUCCCUUGUAUAAUUGAUAUCUAUGAUAAUAUAUCGAUCUUUACUAAUUAAAUAAACUGAAUUUAAGUAAAUAAAUACUUAUAAGAGUCAAUUAGAUUUGGUUUUCUUUGUGUAUUUCUAUGUUUCUCAUUUCAUCCUCAUUUAAAAAAAAACAAAUCUAAAUGCGUAAGUGUCGAGACAAUAAUAUAUGUAUCGAAAAUGUCGUGCCAGAGAAAAUAUUGAUUUAUGUUUAAUUAAGUGAAUAUUUUUUAAUUAUUUUUCUUAAUAUAUCAUUAAUAUAUAUAUUUCUAGUGAAAAGAUAAAAAAAAAAAAAAGAAAGGUAUUAUAAAACGUAUUUGUUUGUUAAUAGAGAAAGAGCAUGUCAUUUUAAUAUACAAGAUUAUGAAAAAUUUGGAGAAUGUAUUUGUAAAUCAUUAAAACAAUAUUUAGAUAUUUUACAUGAUUCAACAAGAUUAGAAUCAAUAUAUAUGGAUAUAACAAAAAAUGUUCUACGUAGAUUAGAUAAAGAUAAAAUUCCAUUUGGAUUAUUAUCUUCUAUUUAUCCAGGUUUUGUUUUAUUUUUAUUUAUUAUAUUUAUAUUAUUAAUAAAUAUUAAUAUUAUAGAAGAAAAAAAAUCAAAUCAAUCAAUAAUAUUAAUUAAUUCUGUAAGCAAUUGUUUUGAAAUUUUAAUACAAUGUCAUGAAACUCUCAAUCAUCAAUAUGAUUUAAGUUCAAGUGAUUCUGAUAGUGAUCCAGAAGGUGGUGAAUUACCUGAUAUAGGAUAUACAAAAGAAAAAUCAAUAACUAAAAAAAAAUCAAAAAAAAAAAAAAAUGAUAAAUCAAAUGAAGAACGUCUUCAAAAAUUAAAUCAUAAACAUCACAUGGAUAAAUCAAGUCGAAUCAUACAAGAACGAAAUUGUUUAUUUACAAGUAAAUAUUCAAAACGAAAUGGACAUGGAUUACCUAUUUUUACAACUGAACGUGCAUUAGAACGUAAACAUCAGAUAUUUAUUUAUUAA